UUGAUUUAACCUCCACACAGUUUUCAUUGUUUUCUUUCAAAAAAACAACAGAAAAUUGAAGAACAAGUGUAGUUUUUAGUGACCCCCACCUCCCCUUUUCUCCUUCUUCAUCCAUCGCCAUGGAAAUGGAGCUCCACCUCCAAUAAAUAAACGACUUCUCCCACUUUCUCUCUCUCUCUCUGCCCGUCAAAAUCACUCUGAAACAGUUAUGAGUCUGUUUACUGGUGACCCACUUCCACUUUUUUGAAAUAUCUCCAUUGUUUUCUUCUUCUCCUUCUUCUUCUUCUUCUUCUUUCCCAUCCAUUUUUUUAUCAGUUUCUUCCACAAUGGUUCUCUGAUUGAGUGACGAUUGAAGUGUUGUGAUGAUGGGUUGAUUUCUUUGGUUUCGCAAUUAUGCUUUGAUUUCCAUGGUUUUUGCAGAAGGGGGAGCUUCAAACCCAAUGCUGGAUCUUAAUCUCGAAUUUGUUUCAUCUGGGUCGGCCUUCGAUUCUGUUGAGAUGGUUACUGGGAAGAUGCUGCAGUUUCCGGCGAACAGAAUGGAAAGCACCGGAAGCUUCAAUUCGUCCUCCGUCGUUAACGGCGAUCCUUCCGCCAGCACCACCGGCGAUGAGGACUCCUCCUCCAACGCCGAUGAGGCUUUCCCCUAUUCUUUCAACGCGGUUCAAGAAAGCUUAACGGCCAAAUCGCUCAGUCUUUCCGAUGACCGCCGCGACCAGACGAUGCAGCUCUUCCCGUUGACGGGCGGAUUCUCUUCUGGUUCGAGUUCUCAGAAGCGGUGGCCGGAGGUUUCUCGGCCGGAAUAUGGUUAUCGCGGCGGCGUGCCGGAGCGGGGAGCAACGGUACAGCCGGCGCAGCAACAGCAUCAGCCGAUAAGGAAGAACCGGCGGGGUCCAAGGUCUCGAAGUUCGCAGUAUCGUGGGGUUACCUUUUAUCGAAGAACAGGAAGAUGGGAAUCGCAUAUUUGGGACUGCGGGAAACAGGUUUAUUUGGGUGGUUUCGAUACUGCUCAUGCUGCUGCUAGGGCAUAUGAUCGGGCGGCGAUCAAGUUCCGUGGGAUCGACGCAGACAUUAAUUUCAAUGUCAGUGAUUAUGAUGAAGAUAUUAAGCAGAUGAGUAAUUUCACCAAGGAAGAGUUUGUUCAUAUUCUUCGUCGCCAUAGCACCGGAUUUUCGAGGGGGAGCUCGAAAUACAGGGGAGUGACUCUGCAUAAAUGUGGGCGAUGGGAAGCUCGGAUGGGCCAGUUUCUGGGCAAGAAGUACAUUUAUCUUGGUCUCUUUGAUAGUGAGAUAGAGGCUGCAAGAGCUUAUGACAAGGCUGCCUUGAGAUGCAAUGGGAAGGAGGCUGUUACCAAUUUUGAACCAAGUUCUUAUGUGGCUGAGAUGGCUUCUGAGACUGAUGCAGGAGAAGACAACCAGAUUCUUGACCUGAACUUGGGAAUUGCUCCCCCAAACAAUCUUUCUGACGCCCAAAGUGAGAGCAUUGACAUUUAUGGCAAUGGCUUUCAUCACGGCUUGCACGACUUUCUCGUCGAUAGAAGAGCGACGCUUGAAAACUCUGUUUCAGCAGCAAUUCGAUCAUCUCAGGCAUAUGGCUUUGCAGUGCCAUCUGAUUACCAUUCUUCUUGGAAUGUUUCAAACUCCAGUUUCUUUCCCAUCGCGAGGGAAAGAGCAACAGAGAUGAGGAAUUUGGGGGUUGGGUCAUGGGAGUGGCAAAUCCAUAGCCCACCCACAGCCUCUGUGCCACUCUUCUCUGCUGCAGCAUCAUCAGGAUUCCCUUUUUCUUCUGCUUCUUCUUCAUCUUCUUCUUCAACUGCCAUUGUUUCACCAUUUUCAGAGCUCCAUUGUCCAGCAAUCUUCCACCACCAUGCUUCUGCACCACCCAUCUCCAACGGCAGCAACUUCUCCAACUUCUACUGUAGGAGUUGAUGAACAAAGAUGAACACACUCACAGUUCAAACUUCAAAGGUAUUCUUUGUUUCAGAGAGAUUAUUAUAGGUAGCCUUGAAACUGACUGGCCUUUGUAUGGGCUUUUAUAGAUUCUCACCAUAUGGAAAUUACUAGAGGAUUUAAACCAAGAUGUUGGGAAUUUUAAUACUUUUUUCCUAUGUUUAUGUUCAGUGAAGUUAUGCAUUUUAAGCUUGGUUUGCUCUUA
Momordica charantia (bitter melon) is the source of this 2151-nucleotide messenger RNA. RefSeq names its product APETALA2-like protein 3. Gene Ontology annotation, molecular function: DNA binding; DNA-binding transcription factor activity. NCBI's taxonomy places the organism in Eukaryota, Viridiplantae, Streptophyta, Magnoliopsida, Cucurbitales, Cucurbitaceae. The record is from RefSeq and is a predicted model, not a curated record. Gene Ontology annotation, biological process: regulation of DNA-templated transcription.